AAGAAGAAGAAGAAGAAGUUUAUUGCAUAAGGAAAAAGAUUGAAGGUUCAAGUUACUUAGCUCUGGCUUUCUCUUCAUAAUCUUCAUCUUCAUCUUCAAUAAAGUUUGGGAUAAGCUACAGUCUUGCAAAUUAGGGUUUGGGAUUUGGUCUAUGGAGAUCAAAAGGGGUCUCUGCCAAAACACUUUUUGUGCUCAGUAUCGGAUUGGUCCCUUUGAUGUUUGGAUUUGGAACAGGUAAUCUGAGCUCAAACUUUCUCUUUGAAUUUUGUCUCUAUUCCAAUUUGGGAAUUUUCUUAAAAUUUAACUGCUUUGCUAUUUUGCUUUUACUGCAGUGAAUUCGGAGUAUUGGUUUGAUGAUGCCGGCUGGAAUGCGCUACCCUCACAUGGCUUGUGUAGCUCUGAAUCCUCUUAUAUUUCCAACUAAUUCUGCACCCCUCAGCAUCAGUUUUAGCUCCUUUUCGGUUACAUAUGGAUCACGCAAACCGAGCCACCUCUGUGGCAUUGUGAACCGCAACGUUUUUUGGAGUGAUUUUAGUGAGAAGCAAAAUGGCAACAGUCAUCACUCUUGUUGCUGCACUAACACCAGCUCCACCAAAUGCUGCAGUUGUUUUCACAGAAAAGCACACGAUUGCAUCAGAAUGGUGCCAAAGUUGCUUCAAGAUUGCAUCAUAAAUCGCAAAUUUGUUCUGGUUUGGUGUGUUUCUUGCAGGUCACAGGUCGUCAUUGGACAUGGUUGCUGGUGUGUUGAUUGCAGCAAGAUUAUUAGAACAAACUCUAAGAGACUCCUCCAAAAUAUUUAGCAUCUUGGUCAUAGUCAAAAUCGUACUCUCACACCAAACUUCCUAACAACAUCAUCAACAAUGUCUUCCAAAUGCCCCAGUAUCUUCUCCGACAUCGGAAUAUUAUCCAGAGAUAUCCUUACCAAAGAUUACAACUCCGAUCAACGGUUCACAAUAUCCUCCUCCACCAACUCCGGCAUCGAUUUGCAUUCAACGUUAUUGAAGAGUAGAGGACCUUCCUCCGGUGAUGUUGCUGCUCAAAUUAACCACAAAAAGAAUACUCUUCUUUUCAAAGUUGAUACCGAAUCAAGUGUGUUGACAACAUUUACUCUCACAGAUUUUGUGUCUUCUGCGAAAGUCGUUGCUUCUAUUCGAUUACCUGAUUACAAAUCCGGAAAGAUUGAGGUUCAAUAUCUUCAUGAUCAUGCUGGUUUUACUACUUCUGUUGUUUUAAAUUGCAACCCUGCUAUUGAUUUUUCUGCGACAAUUGGUACUCCUGGGAUUGCAUUUGGCGCGGAAACUAGCCACUCCACAAGUGUUGGGAAGCUUACAAAGUAUAAUGCUGGAUUGUGUUUGAAGAUGCCGAGUUCGCAUGCUUCCACCCAAUUUUCCGGAAGAUUCAAAGACGGUGUUGAUUGCUCAGUUAAGGAUGCUUCGCAAGGUUUUGCCCGUUGACUCUUCCCGGUACUUUCAUUAUAAUAGUAAAAUGCACCACUCCCCGGAUCUUUUGCUUCCACCUUCAUGACAAACCAUCCUGGAGGUAAG
Molecule: messenger RNA, 1544 nt
Organism: Lathyrus oleraceus (garden pea)
Lineage: Eukaryota; Viridiplantae; Streptophyta; Magnoliopsida; Fabales; Fabaceae
Product: mitochondrial outer membrane protein porin 2-like
Exons: 2
Coding region: 861-1454 (197 amino acids)
Biological process (GO): monoatomic anion transmembrane transport
Cellular component (GO): mitochondrial outer membrane
Molecular function (GO): voltage-gated monoatomic anion channel activity
Source: RefSeq, a predicted model, not a curated record